Komagataella phaffii GS115 is the source of this 1578-nucleotide messenger RNA. RefSeq lists its product as hypothetical. NCBI's taxonomy places the organism in Eukaryota, Fungi, Ascomycota, Pichiomycetes, Pichiales, Pichiaceae. The transcript has a single exon. The coding region runs from base 1 to 1578 and encodes 525 amino acids. Gene Ontology annotation, molecular function: ubiquitin protein ligase activity. Gene Ontology annotation, cellular component: cytoplasm. Gene Ontology annotation, biological process: ubiquitin-dependent protein catabolic process. The record is from RefSeq and is a predicted model, not a curated record.
AUGUCGGAUGCAAAUCAACCAAGUUCCAGCUUGAGUGGGCCGAGUGAGACGAUGUCCUCUACACUCAGCGCUAGCGGUACAGCAACUAACACCUCUAAUUCCGAUUCAACCGGAGAUUCAUACAAUAUUUUUGUUGGAGCAAAGCCAUCCACUGUCCUUUUCUUUAUUGCUUUGACAGUGGGGGCUUGUAUUGCCUUACUUUUUCUGUUUUUUACCCUACGGUAUUUUGUACGUUCCCGGUUGGGCUUAUACGUACCGUCACAAUCCUACAGUAUGAGACCAACAUUUGUGGAAGGAAGAAAUGGCAAUCGUUUUGCUGUCUUUCCUUCCACAAUUCAACAACAGCUGAUAUUCUCUGGACGAAGAAAUUUUACCAUGUCUCCGACUCAACAAGGAGCAUUACCCGGAUCGUUUGGUCCGUAUGGUCCUUAUGGUAUAACUUAUAGAAGAAGGAGGUAUAAGAAACGAAAAAUGACUACAGACGAGGUACAGAAGUUAUUUCCAAUCAAGACGUACGGUGACUGGCUCAAUGGGGGUAAAGAGGAAGAUGAGCGCAACAGAGACGAAACGAUGAUUAUUCAUGAAAACUCAUCUGACACCUCGUCUGUGAUCUUGGAUAAUGAUGAAGAACCUAAUGUUCCAAAUGGAUCGAAUCGGGUCGAAGGCCAAAAUCAGAACCAGGAGAAUUUUUUUCCUAUGAAAAAGGAGAUAGACCUGGGAAUGCCAGACGAGAAAGAUGAACUUCACUUUGAUUCGGGCACAUGCGCCAUCUGCAUUGAUACACUAGAAGAAGACGAACUUGUGAGGGGCUUAAUAUGUGGCCAUGUGUUCCAUGCAGACUGUUUGGAUCCUUGGUUGACUACCAGGCGGGCCUGUUGUCCCAUGUGCAAACGAAAUUACUAUAUGAAGGAUGGUAAUAUCCAGUCAUCUCAAGACGCCGACGAUGAUGAUAAUAACUCAUUAACAAACAAUAAUAUUAAUGACAAUAGUGGACUAGACCCUUACAACAGCCUAUACAUUCCACGUACUGUAGGCUACAGAGGACAGUUAUUACUCUCUGUAAUUGACUAUCUUCGUCAGAGUCAAAGGCUGCAGGACACAGUCCCCGAAUCGCCCAUAGCGAUUCCUGACAAUAACAUUACUGAGCUUAUAGGUUCAUCCCCUCAGGAUACAGCGGCAAAUUUGCCAACAUCCACGAACUCCUCCCCAGAUAACACGCGUGGCAAUGAAGUUCCAGGUGCUGGUAUACCCAAUCCUGCUAACAAUAACAAUGCCCUCAACUACUUGGCCGAUGCUUACAACAACUCAGACUUGUACAAUUUACAAGAGGAGGCAACUAAUAGAACAAAUAAAUGGUGGAAGUUCAUUUUUGUACUAUUCUGGCGUUCCUUGGGAGUGAAGAAACAUGACUUAUAUCUUUACUUUGUUGUUCGAAUUUAUGAAGAACGGAGAAUCGGAAGGCUGGCUGCUGAAGACCAAGCAGCAGGAAGCUCAUCAAACGGGCAAGAAAGAACGGCUACGGAAGGGCCUUUAAAUUCUUCAAAUAAUACUGUCGAUAGGGCCGCCAGGAUAGUUUAG